AAAAAAAUGCCAGAAAAUUGCCAAAACUACCGACGAAACUCAUUUUUGAACUGGAAAAUGCGAAAAUAUUCCAGAAUUUCCUACAUUUUCAAGCUUGUUCAUGCGGCUCCAGAGACCAGUCAGCUCCUCAAGCCACUUCUGGACACAGAUUUGCUCCCAUUUCUUCUCUAUUCUCUGAACAAACAAAAAAGAUGGGAAAUUUCAAAUUUUUUGGAUCAAAAUUUUUUGGGGUUUCUCAAAAAUUUGAAUUUCAACGUGGAUAUCAAGUUUUUCGAGAGAAUUUCCAUUUUUCCAUGGUUAGGGAAUUACGGCUUCAACCCUCCACAUUACUUAUCGGCUGUGAAUUCUUCAAAAAUCAAGAAAAGCUUCGAAAUUUCUGCCGAGCAACCGUACUCGGAGCAGGUUUUUAGUGGUGUUGGCAGAUUUUACGGACCCCGAAAUUCGAAAAAUGUGUGGUCUGAGCCGGGAGCUAUGGAAAUUAUUAGCUAUAAUAUAGUGCAGGAGCCAAAAAACUACCGGAAACGGUUUGCACAUGACUAUAGGAAAUGGAAAUGGGAUAGGCAUGAUUCCACGUACAUUCCAAAAGGAAAAUUCGACCCAAAAACGUUGAAGCUAGACUACAAUGAGUUUUUCGAGGAUUUUGAUGAAGAAAUUGAAGUUUUUCCGACAAAUUAUGCUGAAAUUGACGUACAAAUGGUCCCAAGUCAGUAUUACAACUUCUCGAAUCACUAUGUAAAAAAUCGGAAGAAAAACCGCCGAAAAUUAAAAAUAACCAAUGUAAAUUAA
Caenorhabditis elegans is the source of this 786-nucleotide messenger RNA. It is a transcript of the gene Y17D7B.3, whose product is annotated as F-box domain-containing protein. The transcript is spliced from 5 exons. The record is from RefSeq and is marked reviewed. Bases 7 to 786 code for a protein of 259 amino acids. Lineage: Eukaryota; Metazoa; Nematoda; Chromadorea; Rhabditida; Rhabditidae.